Molecule: messenger RNA, 1099 nt
Organism: Brassica oleracea var. oleracea
Lineage: Eukaryota; Viridiplantae; Streptophyta; Magnoliopsida; Brassicales; Brassicaceae
Product: putative ER lumen protein-retaining receptor C28H8.4
Exons: 5
Coding region: 112-930 (272 amino acids)
Biological process (GO): protein retention in ER lumen
Cellular component (GO): membrane
Molecular function (GO): ER lumen protein retrieval receptor activity
Source: RefSeq, a predicted model, not a curated record
GUUUUGUAAUAAAAUCGUCUUAAGUGAGUUAAGAUUUGGUUCGUACAAAGUUACCCAAAAGUCUCGACUUUUAUUACUGUUUCGAUUCUCGGUGUAGUAAAAUCGGAGGAGAUGAAGGCGGCGAAGAAGCCAAUCCACGCCGUGACGACAUGGGUUCGCCGGCAACCACCGAAAGUCAAAGCCUUUCUUGGUGUUGUUUCCGCCAUGGCUGCUCUCAUUCUCUUAAGAAUGAUUGUUCACGACCACGACAACUUCUUCGUCGCCGCCGUGGCUGUCCACGCCCUUGGAAUCUCCGUUCUCAUCUACAAACUCACCAAGGAGAAGACUUGCGCUGGAUUAUCUCUCAAGACACAAGAGUUAACGGCUCUGUUUCUGGCCGUGAGACUGUAUUGUAGCUUUGUGAUGGAGUUUGAUAUUCACACAUUGCUUGAUUCGGCUACGUUGGUGACUACCCUUUGGGUUAUCUACAUGAUCCGUUUCAAGCUCAAAGCCACUUACAUGGAAGACAAAGACAAUUUUCCUAUCCACUACGUUGUUAUACCGUGUGCUGUUCUUUCAGUCCUGUUUCACCCAUCAACACAUCACCAUAUAAUCAACAAAGUCUCUUGGGCCUUCUGCGUUUACCUUGAAUCUGUUUCAGUUCUUCCUCAGCUUAGAGUCAUGCAAAACACUAAGAUCGUGGAGCCGUUCACAGCACAUUACGUAUUUGCAUUGGGGAUAGCUAGGUUUUUGAGUUGUGCGCACUGGGUCCUUCAGGUUUUGGACACUCGUGGGAGGUUACUGACUGCUUUAGGAUAUGGGCUUUGGCCUAUAAUGGUCCUUCUUUCUGAAGUCAUACAAACUUUUAUUCUCGCUGACUUCUGUUACUACUAUGUCAAGAGUUUAAUGGGUGGCCAGCUAGUUCUUCGUCUCCCAUCAGGUGUUGUGUAAAUUGUGUUGAAGAGGAGAGAGGAGAAGAUACUGUGUGGCAUCUAGCUCUUAUCAUGGUAUUGGAGUUUGCCUCUACGUUUUUGCAGGCCAUCCUUAAUUGUUUUUAUGUUUCUUGCUUAGAUGACUGUAAAAGAAAAAGGUUAAGGAUUUUGAAUAAUUUUUGUUUUAA